AUAUGCCAUAGGCUCCAUUGCCCUUCAUCACCACUUUCUUCAACACUCCGUUUCUCCCAUCAAAACCUAAAUCUUGAAAGCAUUUUGCAUUUGUGUUAGGCACAUAAAUUGCUUGGUUUUUUGAAUUUAUGAAAUGGGAUUUGGUCGGAAUUCGAAUAUGAGAAGUACCGAUUUCUUGGACGGAAUGCUCGGUGACUACGUCGGGAGAAAAGCUAAGGUGAAGGCUCCGAAAACCAGCUCAACUCGGCUCGUCACGGCCCUCACCUGCCUGCAAUUCGCAUUCGCAGUGUACGCAACGUUCCUUUUGUAUUACAUGAGUCCCUUGGUUGAUUUGAGGACGAAACCGGACUUUACUUGGAUCACGAGGAACAUGAGGCAGUUGAUCACAACCCCACAUGUUCUCGGCAGGUACCAAGACGCCGCCUUGUCACUUGUUGGAGCUGAAGUUGCUCUGAGUACGCCUUCCGAAGUUUGUGAGCACGAGAAGAUCGAUUUCAUGCAGAAGAAGUCCAAUAAUGCUCGAAUGAUCAAUCUGAAGAGAGAGUUGUACGAUGAGAUACUGGAUUUCCAGAGCAAGACCAUUGGCACCGAAACUCUAGCCGAGCUAAUGGCAAUGAGAUCGAAAUGGGACAUGCGUGGUCCGAACCGACCGAGAGUUACAGUGCUGUUGAACCAUUUCAAGAGGAAAACACUAUGUUCCCAGCUCGAUUCUUUGCUUCAACAGACCCUUCCGUUCCAUCACGUGUGGGUACUUUCAUUCGGGAGCCCGAAUGAGCAGUCCCUAAAACGAAUCGUUGACAGCUACAAUGAUUCGAGGAUCAGCUUCAUCAGUUCGAGCUAUGAUUUCAAGUACUACGGAAGGUUCCAAAUGGCCUUACAAACCGAAGCCGACCUCGUUUACGUACUCGACGAUGACAUGAUCCCGGGAAAGAAAAUGCUGCAGAUCUUAUCCCAUGUAGCCGGGACCGAAAAGUACAAGAACUCUGUUUUGGGCAGCAUAGGAAGGAUCUUGCCAUUCAGGCAAAAGGAUUUCACAUUCCCAAGCUAUAGGAAGUUCGGAUCCAAAGAGGCUGGGCUUUACUUGCCUGACCCCGCCUACGACAUCACCAUCGACAAGAUCGUGCAGGUCGAUUUCCUGUCGAGCUCCUGGUUCUUAUCUGCUGAACUUGUCAAGUCACUCUUCAUUGAAACUCCUUUCACUUUCAUGACUGGUGAAGAUCUUCACCUUAGCUAUCAGCUUCAAAAAUACAGAAAUGCAGGGUCAUUUGUACUUCCAGUUGACCCAACUGACAAAGAAACAUGGGGUGACAGUGAACAUAGGCUUGCAUAUGUCUCAGAAACCACUGUGAUCUUCAAGGACAUUGUUCAAGUAAGAGAUGAUCAAUGGUGGAGGGCAUUAACAACUGGUUAUGUAACUCAAUGGGCUGCAAUGUACGCUCAAAAGAUCGAUGCUCUCUUUUACGCUCACUCGGUUGACGAGGUCAAGGCACUCACGCCGUUGCUCGAGAAGUUCCGAUCCACUGUCGGCAAGAAGGCUUACAUUGUGGUCUCUGGGGAUGGUUUCUGCAGUUGUGAAGAUGCUGCCGCAGCUCUCAACUGGCCUAAGCAGGUUUGCAAAGAGAGAAGGUUCAAGAUUUUCGAUUUGCAAAUCGGGGCGAUCUCAGGGACGUCGAACUCCGAGGUCCCAGUCCUGCAAGUGGUGUACUCUAGCAUGAAAGGGUUGAUAAAGAUCCAUAACCCCAGUGUGGUGAUCACAUUGGCAGACGCUGAUUCGAAUGUGAAGAAAGCUCUAAAGAUGGCGUCCGAGACAAAUGCAAAUGGUACCGCACUUGUGCUUUUACCUAGACCUUCGGUCUCAAAGGUUCUAUGGAUGCCCGAUCUAAGAUCAACUGCAUUACCAUAUUGGAAUCGGAUGAGGAUCUCGAUCAACAUAAUUACACAAAACCGGGCCGAAUCGUUAACGAGGCUUCUUAAAUCUCUAAGUGAUGCAUAUUAUGUUGGAGAUGAGGUUCCUAUUAGUUUCAACAUGGAUAGCAAAGUGGAUGAGGCUACCAUUAAACUAGUGGAUUCAUUUGAGUGGCCUCAUGGCCCUAAAACCUUAAGAAGGAGGAUCAUUCAAGGGGGCCUAAUUCGAGCAGUUAGUGAGAGUUGGUACCCCACUUCUGAUGACGACUACGGCUUACUCCUCGAGGAUGAUAUUGAAGUCUCGCCGUACUAUUACCUAUGGAUCAAAUACGCUCUCUUAGCCUAUCAUUAUGACCCUCAAAUAUCCCUCCCUGAGCUCUCGUCAAUCUCUCUUUACACUCCUCGGUUAGUCGAAGUCGUUAAAGAAAGGCCGAAAUGGAAUCCGACCGAGUUCUUCAAACGCAUUCACCCCAACACACCGUACCUUCACCAGCUACCGUGCAGUUGGGGUGCGGUUUUCUUCCCGAAGCUUUGGAGAGAAUUCUAUGUUUACAUGAACAUGAGGUUCACUGAAGAUGCCAAAGCAAACCCAGUUCAAAUCCCAAAAUCCAGAACCAAUGGAUGGCAAGCUUCAUGGAAGAAGUUCCUCAUUGACAUGAUGUAUCUCCGAGGAUACGUGAGCCUCUACCCGAAUUUCCCGAACCAGUCAAGCUUUUCGACGAACCACAUGGAACCCGGGGCUCAUAUAAGUGCAAAGGACAAUGUUGUUAGGCAUGACAAAACAGAUUUUGAGGUCCCUUUGUUGAUGGAAGAUUUUAGGCCAUUGUUGCCUAAUGCAAAAUUGCCACCAGCUUCUAAGCUGCCAUCACUUAACCUUUUCAACCAACCUGUUUCAUUGAAAGGGCUGAAAAUGGCCGGAGCCAAGCUCGGUCAGGACGUUUUACGGUGCGAUAAUGCGACCGAGAUCGUGACGGCCCAUCACCUGACUGGUCUGCCUCUGCAAUGCUCAAAGAUCGUUUAAAUCGGAAAUCGAAUUGCUAUUUUAGUUAUAUUCUUUGUUUCUUUUCCAGAGAAAAAAAAAAUGAAAAUAAAAAAUGUAACAAUUUUUUUGAUAUAGCUUUCAAUCUGCUGCUAUUAUACAUA
Molecule: messenger RNA, 3048 nt
Organism: Gossypium raimondii (Peruvian cotton)
Lineage: Eukaryota; Viridiplantae; Streptophyta; Magnoliopsida; Malvales; Malvaceae
Exons: 3
Coding region: 134-2926 (930 amino acids)
Source: RefSeq, a predicted model, not a curated record